Clarias gariepinus (North African catfish) is the source of this 10962-nucleotide messenger RNA. It is a transcript of the gene notch2, whose product is annotated as notch receptor 2. Bases 306 to 7826 code for a protein of 2506 amino acids. Gene Ontology annotation, cellular component: plasma membrane; protein-containing complex. The transcript is spliced from 34 exons. Gene Ontology annotation, biological process: heterophilic cell-cell adhesion; establishment or maintenance of epithelial cell apical/basal polarity; cell differentiation. Gene Ontology annotation, molecular function: protein binding; calcium ion binding. The record is from RefSeq and is a predicted model, not a curated record. NCBI's taxonomy places the organism in Eukaryota, Metazoa, Chordata, Actinopteri, Siluriformes, Clariidae.
GAGAGAGAGAGCGAGCGCGAGCGUACGUGCGCGCGACAGCGAAAAGUUGCGAGUUCUCUCAGAGAGCUGCUGCUUCAUGGACGGAAGAAAAAAGUUUAAAAAAAUCUGCGUUUGGAUGGAUUUACGCGCUCGAAACGGACACUCUGAGAACGAAUGAGGGGUUCGGAACCAGUUUAUAACAUUUUCAUGCAGAAAAGGUGAAGAUUAGGUGCUUUUAAAAACAAAUUUAGUCAGUCAGACGUUAGUCCUUGAGGUAAGGCUCGCCUCGCGCGCGAGACGCUUAUGAGGAUUUCUUACAGAGAAACAUGGGCCGAUUUCCCGGUGUCUUCUCGGGCAACGUCAUUCUAAUCAUCGUUUCCUGGACUCAUCUUUCACACGCUCUGCAGUGCGUGGACCAUGUGAAUCCGUGUGUGAACAAUGCGAGCUGCAUCACCUACGCCAACGGAACGGGGUACUGCAGGUGUCCUCCAGGUUACCUGGGUGAGUACUGCCAUCAUAAGGAUCCGUGUCAGCCGAGGUACUGUUUGAACGGUGGGAGCUGUGUGAGCAGUGGGCCGCCCAGUGCCCCUUCGUGUUUGUGUCCUCUGGGGUACAGCGGCCCUCUGUGUGAAAAACAGGACAACUCGUCAUGUUACCCCAACAACCCCUGCCGCCAUGGGGGAACCUGCUCGCUCCUGCACAAUGACCAGUACACCUGCCAGUGUGCUUCUAAAUGGACAGGUACACAGUGUGAGCAAGAGGACAGCUGCACCUCCUCUUCGUGUUUCAACGGAGGAGCCUGUACGUCUCUUCCCAAUAAGACUUUCUCCUGCACGUGUCCUCCGGGCUACGACGGGUCGCGCUGCCAGAACGAUGUGGACGAGUGCGCGAGGGAGCCGGCUCUGUGCCUUAACGGAGGAACGUGCAUUAACGUUCCAGGCUUGUACCGGUGUAACUGCCCCCCGAGGUAUACGGGGCCCAAGUGCGAAACGUCAUACGUCCCCUGUUCUCCAUCACCAUGCAUGAACGGCGGAACCUGCAGACAGACGUCUGACACCAGCUACUCGUGCCACUGUCUUCCAGGUUUUAGCGGCACAAACUGUGAGAUGAACAUCGACGACUGUCCGGAUCAUCAGUGCCAGAACGGAGGAACCUGCAUGGACGGUGUCAACACCUACAACUGCCAGUGUCCUCCCGAGUGGACUGGUCAGUUUUGCACAGACGACGUGGACGAGUGUCGCCUGCAGCCCAACACCUGUCAGAACGGAGGCACGUGCAGCAACACGCCCGGCGGCUACACCUGCGUGUGCGUGAAUGGCUGGAGCGGCCCAGACUGCUCUGAGAACAUUGAUGACUGCGCCGCUAGACCCUGCUCGGCUGGGUCCACCUGCAUCGACCGCGUAGCGUCCUUCUUCUGCAGCUGCCCCUUCGGCAAAACCGGUUUGUUGUGUCACAUUGAUGAUGCCUGCAUAAGUAACCCGUGCAGGGAGGGCUCCCAGUGCGACACCAAUCCCGUAAAUGGCAAAUUCAACUGCAACUGCCCUUUUGGAUACAAGGGCAACACAUGCAAUGACGAUGUCAACGAGUGCACCAUUGGGCCAAACCCGUGCGAACACGGUGGCACGUGCGAGAAUACGGCAGGCUCGUUCACUUGUAACUGCGCACGUGGAUAUUCGGGUCCCCGGUGCGAGCAGGACGUCAACGAGUGCGGCUCGAACCCCUGUCUGAACGACGCCACGUGUCUGGACCAGAUCGGUGAUUACACCUGCAUCUGCAUGCCAGGUUUUGUGGGUGUCCACUGUGAAAUUGAAGUGGACGAGUGCGCCAGUUCACCCUGCCUCAACAACGGAAAGUGUCAAGAUCAGAUCAGCCGCUUCGUCUGCGAGUGUCCUCCAGGUUUCACAGGAGAUACGUGCCAGAUUGACACUGACGAGUGUGCGAGCACGCCAUGCCAAAAUGGAGCCAAAUGCAUCGAUCAGCCCAAUGGCUACGAGUGCGAGUGUGCUGAAGGUUUCACUGGACGCCUGUGUUCGGAGAACAUCGACGACUGUAACCCAAAGCCGUGUCACCACGGCGUGUGUAAGGACGGCAUCGCUAUGUUCACCUGUGAGUGUGAGCUGGGGUGGAUGGGGCAGAUCUGCAACCAGCAAUUUAACGAGUGUACAAGUGACCCGUGCCAGAAUGGAGGGCGCUGCCUUGACCGCGUCAACAAUUACCAGUGCAUCUGUCAGCCCGGAACCUCCGGUGUGAACUGUGAGAACAACUAUAACGACUGCAUCAGUAACCCGUGUCAGCACGGUGUGUGUGAGGACGGAAUUAACAAGUACAAGUGUGUGUGCGAUCCUGGAUAUACAGGUGAGCGGUGCAGCAAGGAGAUAGACGAGUGCAGUUCGAACCCGUGUCUCAGCGGAGGGACGUGUGUGGAUAAAGUCAACGGGUUCGAGUGUCAGUGUCCAGCUGGGACUCACGGCCUGCUGUGUCACUCCGGGGCCGAUCACUGCGCCCCUCAACCCUGUCACCACGGGAGAUGCGAGGAGGUCCAGAACGGGUACCGUUGUGUGUGUGUGCCUGGGUAUGAGGGUCAGAACUGCGAUCAGGAGAAGAACGAGUGCGAGUCCAGCCCCUGUCAGAACGGAGGACGCUGUAAAAACGCUGUGAACAGCUACACAUGCAGUUGUCUGCUGGGAUACACUGGUGUGAAUUGUGAGAUAAACAUUAACGAGUGUCAGUCGAACCCCUGUGAGAACAAGGGCAACUGCAUCGAUGGAGUUAACAGCUACACCUGUAACUGCCCUCUGCCGUACACAGGGAGACACUGCGAGGAGGAAUUAAUGCCGUGUGCGUCUCAGCCAUGUCAGAGAGGAGGUGUGUGUCGGCCCUCACCGGAUUACACCUCCUUUACCUGCAAGUGUCCUACUGGGUGGAAAGGAGCCCAGUGUACGGAGGACGUGGAUGAGUGUAAGAAGAAGCCGUGUUUGAACGGCGCUCGCUGUCAUAACACUCAGGGCAGCUACUUGUGUAGUUGCCAGCCCGGGUACAGCGGCGUUAACUGUCAGACCAACAUCGAUGACUGCAGCUCCAACCCCUGUAUCAACGGAGGCUCAUGCGUGGACAAAGUGGGCCGCUUCUCGUGUGAGUGCAGGCCCGGUUUCUACGGCGAGCGAUGUGAGGAGGAGGUGAAUGAGUGCGAGAGCUCCCCUUGCAGGCACGAAGGAACUUGCACAGACUUUGUCAACAGCUACACGUGCCAGUGUCAACCUGGUUACGACGGCAUCAACUGCGAACGCAACAUCCCCGAAUGCACCGAGACCUCCUGUCUGAAUAAUGGCACGUGCGUGGACGGCAUAAACCGCUUCUCCUGUCGGUGUCAUCCUGGAUUCACCGGCUCGUUCUGCCAGUACGAGAUUAACGAGUGUGAGUCGCAGCCGUGUAAAAACGGAGGCACCUGCGUAGACGGCCUCGGAACGUUCCGCUGCAUCUGUCCUAUGGAGUACACGGGACGAUUCUGCCAGUCAAUGGAGAAUCUAUGCAAGAACAUCCAGUGUAAGAACGGUGGCGAGUGUGUCCAGCAGGAGACGACAUGGCGCUGUCGGUGUCCACAGGACUGGAGCGGGCUUUACUGUGACAUCCCUAACCUCUCGUGCCAAAACGCAGCUGAAAAGAAAGGUGUCCUAGUGGAGCGUUUGUGUAUGAAUGGCGGAGUGUGUGUAAACAAGGAUAACACACACUCCUGCUCGUGUCAGGUGGGCUGGACGGGCAGCUACUGUGAGAUCGGGAUCGACGAGUGUUUGUCCAAUCCCUGCAGGAACGGAGGGACGUGUGUGGACUACCAGGCAGAAUAUGACUGCCAGUGUAAGCCUGGUUAUCAGGGAGUAAACUGCGAGUAUGAUGUAAACGAGUGUCUGUCGAACCCGUGUCGUAACGGAGGCAGCUGCAUCAACCUGGAGAAUCAGUUCUACUGCGCCUGCCCACCUGGAACCAAAGGUGUGCGGUGCGAGGUGGACGUCGACGAGUGUUCCACCGAGUAUGGCUCGCCCUGUCUGAACGGCGGUCGCUGCAUGGACGGUAUCGGUCACUACAAGUGCACGUGUCCUCCAGGUUUUACCGGUGAUCACUGCGAAGGCGACAUUAACGAGUGCAGCUCAUCUCCGUGCAACAAACUCGGCAGCAUCGACUGUGUCCAGCUCGCCAACGACUACCAGUGUCGCUGUCGCCUCGGUUACACCGGUCGUCAUUGUGAGUCGAUGGUUGAUCUUUGUCAGUCGAAACCGUGCCACAACGGGGGCAAGUGCUAUAUGAACACGAGCUCAGUCCAUGGGUACACCUGCACCUGUCCACCUGGCCAUACGGGUUCUAACUGCGGUGAUAUCGAGAUCUACACUUGUGCCAACCUGCGAUGUCAGAAUGGCGGAUGGUGCCGGUUGUCCUCACUCCGCCAGCCUGAGUGCGUCUGCCCAUCUGGCUUCUCCGGUGCGCUGUGCGAAAACCAAAAUCCACCCUGCUCGUGCCAAAACGGCGGCGUAUGCGUGAAAGGUCCGCACAAAUCCAACUCGUUCUUUUGCCACUGCCUGGCUGGCUACAGCGGAGAGCACUGCCAGAUCAGAGACAGGACUGCGUCCUGCCCUUACGUGGAGUGUCGGGAACGCCGUGGCGACAGGGUGUGUGACCCACAGUGUAAAAACGCAGAGUGCGACUGGGACGGAGGAGACUGCACUCUGCACCGGCUCCGCCCGUGGGAGAACUGCACAGCCUCUGUACCGUGCUGGGAGUACUUUCGUAAUGGACGCUGCGACCCAGAGUGCAAUAACGCAGUCUGCCUCUUCGACAGCUUCGAGUGCCCGAAGACCUCGCCGUCCACGCCUAGCGUGUGCAAGUAUGACCUGUACUGUCGUGACCACUAUCAGAACGGCUACUGUAACGAGGGCUGUAACAACGAGGCGUGCGGCUGGGACGGCUUAGACUGCUCCACCGACAAGCCGGCUCAGCUGGCGGACGGCACGCUGAUCAUCGUGGUGCUGCUGCAGCCCACAGAACUUCUCGGAGAUAUAAACGGCUUCCUGCGCUCUCUGGGCAUGUUGCUUCACACCAACCUGCGCGUCAAGCACGACGAUCAGCAGCAGCCCAUGGUCUAUCCGUAUUACGGCCCCGACCACAACAACGCGCACGUCGACUCCGCCGGCGCCAAGCGAAUCGGCAAAAGGGAGCUGAAGAAUGAGGUCAUCGGGUCGAAGGUGUAUCUGGAGAUCGAUAACCGUCAGUGCGCUGAGACGACGCCCAGUGAAUGUUUCGCCAGCACCGACCAGGCCGCCUCGUACAUCGCAGCCGAGUCCCUCAAGGACGAGCUGCAUUAUCCCAUCGUCUCUGUGGAUAGUCUUCCAUCUUAUCCACCGGAUAAAAAUCCUCUCCUCUACCUGGUCGCUGUGGCAGGUGGCAUCAUCCUGCUUAUCCUGAUUUUGGGCGUUUUGAUUGCCAAACGUAAACGCAAGCACGGCAUCCUCUGGAUGCCAGACGGAUUCCUGGCCAAGAAGGACAGCAAGCGGAGAGAACCAGUAGGCCAGGAUGACUUCGGCAUGAAGAAUCUUCAGAAGUCACAGGUUGAAGGACUGAUUGACGGCAGUGCUGGACAUCACUGGCCGGAGGAGGAGCAUCGGCCAAAGAAGCCAAGGUUGGAAGACAAGCCGUUGUUGGGAGUGGAUGCAGGAGUGGAUCGCAGAGAGUGGACUCUGCAGCACCACAAAGCUGCUGAUAUCACCCUUACCCCACCUCAGGCUGAUAUCGACAUGGACUGUCUGGACGUUAACGUGAAAGGACCUGACGGUUUCACUCCUCUGAUGCUGGCGUCUCUGCGGGGUGGCAGCAGUCCCGAGUGUGUUAGCGUCUUAGCCGAAGAGGAGGAGGAGAGCGGAGUCGAUGAGCCUGGCACAAACAUGAUCAGUGACCUGAUCUCUCAGGGUGCCACACUCAACGCACAGACGGAGCGCACAGGCGAGACUGCUCUUCACCUGGCCGCCCGCUACGCCCGCGCCGACGCCGCCAAGAGGCUGCUGGACGCCGGCGCCGACCCCAACGCUCACGACAACUUGGGUCGAACACCUCUGCACGCUGCCAUUGCCGCCGACGCACAGGGAGUGUUUCAGAUCCUGAUACGUAACCGUGCCACGGAGCUGGAUGCGAGGAUGAACGAUGGAACGACUCCUUUAAUUCUGGCAGCUAGGUUGGCCGUCGAGGGCAUGGUGGAGGAGCUGGUGCACUGCCACGCCGAUGUAAACGCCGUGGACGAUCACGGUAAAUCUGCUCUGCAUUGGGCUGCUGCCGUGAACAACGUCGAGGCCACACUGGUGCUCCUGAAGAACGGCGCCAAUCGAGACAUGCAGAACAACAAGGAGGAGACUCCGCUGUUCCUGGCGGCACGUGAAGGCAGUUUCGAGGCAGCUCAGGUUCUCCUGGAUCACUACUCCAACCGUGACAUCACCGAUCAUCUGGACCGGUUGCCACGUGACACAGCACAGGAACGGAUGCACCACGAUAUCGUUCGCCUGCUCGACCAGUACAAUCUCGUGCACAGCCCGCAUUCUGGACCGAACCAUGUUGGAAACGGUGGGGGUGGACACCCCUCCAUGGUGUGCCCUGGUAACGGGGUCAUGGGCAUGCGACCGGGGCAGCAGAACAAGAAGAACCGGCGUAGCGGUGGUGGCGCCGCCAAAGUCGGUGGCCCUAAUGGCCCUGGGGGUGGAGUCAAAGAUCUGAAAGAGAUGAAGACAAAGAGGAGGAAGAAACCAACCGGAGGAGAAGCGACAGGAUUGGCGGCUACAUCCAGUGGUACCAUGGUAACCUCAACCGUGACUGCUAACACUAACGGCACCAAAGGAACAGCAGGAACACCAGGCACGGGUGUACCUGAAAGCUCGGUCACGAUGUCGCCGGUGGAUUCGCUAGAAUCGCCACAUUCAUACACGACGGAUGUGGCAGGAGCUGCUACCAUGGCAAAAUCCCCUCCGCUGAUGACCACCGCCUCAACCCGCCCCCUCCUGCCCCCUGUCAGCCACAUGCUAGGGCAGCAGCAGAGCUGGGUGGGUGUGACUAAGCACGGCUAUCCCUCCCCGCACGUUUUUGGCCACAUGGUUUCCCACCAGAUGCCGCAGGCGCACUCGGGCCUCCCGCAGCACCACCCCGGCCAAGGCAUCCUCUCGCCCGUGAACGUGAGCCGAGAGCAGCUUCCGUCGAUCGUCACCUUCCAGAUGAUGGCAUCGAGAAACCAGGCACUUCUCAAACCAAACCAGCAGGGGGCCAUGCAGAUGAGUCAAACCCAACCCCAGGGUCUUAACCACAUGCACUGCAGCCCGGAGAUGAUGUAUCCCAUGCAGGAUGCGAGGCUACAACAUGGCAUCCCACACCUUCACAGCCACGCCCAUAACAUGGCAGAGCCUCAGGUGAGACAGGUGACGCCGUACCAUCAGCAGCUACAGAGCCCAGUGGAUAAAUACCCGACUCCUCCCUCGCACCGCAGCUACACCAGCGGCGCCGGGUCCGAGGUGGUGACGACUCCGGGUCAGGGCUCUGAAGUCACAACACCGGGGCAUGGAGCUCCACCUUCUAGCGAGCACCCGUACCUGACUCCGUCGCCCGAGUCACCAGAUCCCUGGUCCUCUUCGUCUUCGCCUCACUCGCAUUCAGACUGGUCUGAUGUAACCACAAGCCCGCACGGCGCUUUGCACACACAUGCGCACCCACACACACAUGCACACACUCACGUUCCAGAACAGGCUUCUCUGCUGCAGCCGCAGCCCUCACAGCCAGCGCAGCCGCCGCAGCAACAGCAGCAACCGUGCAGCAGCGUGUACGCGUAAUAAUCCCCUUUAGUUGUGACUGUGGUGUUCAUUUGCAAAUUACCUCCCUAAAAUGGAGCUUAAUCAGCAUAAAUAUGUCACUUAAAGAUACUCUCUCUCUUUCUCUCUCUCAUACACUCCUCUAUCGUUUUUAUGCACUAUGCAGAAAUUCAUCUGUGGUUCUUUAUGCAAUUUGAAAUCCUCUUACAUGCAGUGAUCCUGAGAACGAAGCGUUCUCGUGAUGCUCAGCGACGUCACGAGUCUGGGAUCUGAAUCGGAUUGUGGGAAGAUGAUGAUCACGUGUGGACUGAAUCAUCUCCGGUUGAUCGUCUGUGGAUUCGUGCUGGAAAAAAAGGAAAAUCAUUUAGCAUGUCCGAUCUUUUGUACUUUGAUCAAACAGAAGUAUUUCAAAUGAAUCUCUAUGUAGACAAUUCAUAUACCUGGCUAUACGUUUAUGUCUAUAUACAAAUAUAUAAUCCUGAUCAAAGUGUAAAAACGGCGUCUGUUGAUGAAUGAAUUACUUCAUCAGCAAAUCGCCCAUGGAAUGGCGUCUGUGGACAAUCGUUUGUUACAAUUAAAGACAAUGAGCUGGACUUAAAGUUUUCAACGUCGUCGCUAUUUUGCUUCAACUUUUUUUUAAGCCUUGAAGGAAAUCAGAUCGCAAAUAAAAUGCAACCACUCAACUUUUAUUGUUUUAUUUUUAUUUUUUAAAGCGGUCUCCAAAGCUUAUAUAUAUAUUGUUUAACAUGGACUUACUAACCAUUGUAAAUGUUUUUUAAAAUGCAAUGGGUCGUUGUUACAUUUGAGCUAAAACUGCCUUUUGUUAUAAAAUGUCGUAUUUUGUAUAAUUUUUUUGGUCCUACACCACUGUGCCCGUCUCCAGGGUCUGUCUAACCGUGACGCAACUCCUUUGUUCAAGUUACAGCAACAAUUCUUGAAGCUUCUGUUUUUUGUAGGUUGUACAGCAGCCUGUUGGCUCGAAUCUAGCCGUCUCGAUGUUACGCGGGCUCUGAUUUACCUUUUUUUUUUUUUUUUUUUUUUUGGUUUCAAUGAUAAAUGCCUUAAGAUUGUGAUUCACUCUUGGAAAAUUUUUGAUAAGCAUGAUUAUAAAUUUUAAAACGUGUUUUGAAAAUAUAUCACUAACUCACUCUGUUCAGGAGAAACUGCCAAAUGUAAAUGUGUGUGUAUAUUGUGUGUGUACUCGGAUAAAGAAAUCCCUCGAUUGUGUUCGUUCGUUCUAGCAAGCGACAAAUCCGCAUGGUUCACUCCAAAAAAAACAAAAACCAGCUUUAAUCCAUGGUUUUACAUUAUCGUCGCCCCUUAGAUUGUCGAUCAGUCAUUUUUGAUUUCGUGAAGCGACCAGGAGUUUAUUUUUUUUUAAACACCUUAAACAAGACUAACACUAUUCAUCAUACACGUGUAUUUCAUGAUUUUUAGAACUAGACCUAGUGUUAUAAAGUGCACUAAUUUUAAUCCCGUAAUGCAUCACUGUGAGAAUCCAAGUUGUCACGUCAUCACGUUACAUAUUUUCCAAAUCUAGAGUUGGGAAUAGUUAGUAGAAAAGCAAUUAAACACUCCAGAGUGACUGUUACCGCUCACAAAAGUGACGUUUUUUUUCAUAUUACAGGACAUACCGAAGAGUUUUAUUCUUCUUGCUACCUUUUUAAAAAACAUUUUUCUUUAUUUAUAGGUACAUUUUAAUGUUGUGUAAACCAUUUUAGCAGCAGGCAGACUUCAUGUUAACGCAAAGCUAAAAAAAAAAAAAAAAACUUCUCUUAAGAACUGUUACAAAGCACUGACACCGGGGACGGAGAGAAAAUUUUUAUUUUGAAUUUGAAACUUCCUCCAUACCCGGCACAUAAACGUCUAUUCACGUCGUCUAAAUCCCUGUCAAUCAGCUGUUACUAUAGAAACACUUGCGCAUCGAUGAAUAUAUACCAAACACCUUGUAAACGUAAUCAGAGCUCCUGUUAUAGGAAACUUAUUAGCACAACCCUCUGACCCAUCAGAACAAAAUGUGAAGAGUUAAACAGGCCACGCCCACAUACCCACAAACCGGAGUGAUGUCAGCAAUUUGUCUCUUUCUAGUGAUGAUCGAAAUUGGACGUCGCCUCACAGCAGAAGUUAGCGUGAGUGAGGAUGUUAUCGUGAAAUCUGUGGUUAGUUUGCUGCGAUGUUUGAGUCAAAUUUUAAUCUAAAAUCAGUGAUAGAAUUAAUCGAUCAGUGAUGAUAAUCCAUGCAGUCUGUUUCAGUAUUUUAUUAGCGAAGGAGAUAAUUCCGACGGUCAUCUUUAAUUUGGUGAAAAAAUAAAAAAUGUAGUCGUAGAUUUUCAACGUGCCUUCAAUUGUACAGUUGCUCAUAAAUAUAAAUAUAUAUAUAUAUAUAUAUGUUUUUGUUCCUUCGAUUUGUUUUUUAUACUAGGUUUUUUUAGUUCUAAAGUUUCCUGUUUUAAAUAAUGUUACUUUUUUUAUACUUCCUGUCUGUCAUUAAAAAACUGCCUUAAUUUUUUAAAUCUAAAUUUUUCUUUGUUUAAGCAAAGCUUUAUAAACCUGAUGAAUACAAUCAUAACUUUGCAGUUUUUACACAUCAUAGCCAUUUAGUAUCCUGAACACCAAAUGACUUUUUUUAUUUUUAUUUUUUUUAAAUAACCAAAAGUAUUUUUUUUUUUAACCAAAUCUGUCUUCCUGGUGAUUGACAUCAUACGCCUUUCAUUUACAGGUUUGUUACAGGUUAUGAUAUCAUCAUUACAUCACACUCACUGAUACAGAAUGUCAUAUCACACUCGACCUCUUUAUAGCACUUAAACACUCAAAUCUCUCUCUUUCUCUCUCUCUCUCUCUCUGCUUCUUGAAUAAUGAUGAUUUGAUCUGAACUCAGAGAGCAGCAUGUGAUACUGUGGGUAAACAUUGUUUUUUUUUCUUCUUCUUUUUUAUAAAUAAGUGCUGUACAUAGAUUUUUAAUGUGUAAUGUACUUCCGCUCUGUUCAUCUAGUACACGCCUACACUGCUGUUGCUAUACAAAGUUUGUAGCCUUUCAUCUUGUUCGUAGAAGGAUGUUUUUUUUUUUCUUGUUUUUUUUGUGUAUACCGAACAAAAUGUGUGUAACUCCAACAAAGCAGACAUGCAGAUGAUGCCAAUAAACAUGAAAUACGCCAUAA